AUGCUUACACGACUACCAAAUGAACUUCUUGAUGUUGUACUUGGGAGACUAGAGUACGAUGACCUCGACACACUCUCGACCCUAGAGUCUCUUCGACCAAUUGUUCAGCACCACCUCAACCAACAUUUUCAUUAUCAUUGCACGAUUGCGUCUCUGCUGCGCUCAUUCGAAUCCCUUGGUGUGGAUGAACGUCGGGACCAUGAAAUGCGGAGUGGAUUAGCAAUGGAGCUCCUGCAGUUCAUUUGUCAUAUCGUAGAGAAUCACGAACAGCAAAACAGGCAGACAACAUUCACCGAUCUUCUCGACACACUACAGAAACUGGUUACACGCCGGAUUCUUUCUCCAGAUCUCCAAGUCGGAUUAGAGCAGGAUUAUGCUUCACUUUGUCUGGAAGUUCGAAGGACUUAUAUGCACACCCCGGCUAUACGGGUACUUCAUGACUAUAAAUACCGCAGGCGUAGUACUAAAUACCCAUUGGCCCCUUUCUUACCUCGGGACUAUGCAUGGUUGUGGCGGGCCCAAUGUGCAAAGGUGUCUGAGCUAUUGAAAACGAAUGAUUACCGGGCAUGGGCUAGCACACGGGAGGUCCAUGUGCGAUUUGCUCACUUUUUUGGAUGCCUGUUCGAAGUUACGAGUCUUUAUUUGGAAUCGAACAUCAGUGGCACGUUUGAGGAGUGCGUGGGCGAGGCUCUUGUGAGUGGAAAUGUCGAGAGUCUGUUGGUGUUGUGUGUGGCAGCAGAAAAGCCAGUUGACGUGGACGACAUGUGCAUGAUGGUAACCCAGGCUGGAGAAGAGUUUUGGAGUUAUCUGGACACAGUAAAUGUCUUAUUUCCACACGCAGAACCAGCCACAACAACAAUGACAACAGUAACAGCAGAAAUAAAUACAAAUACAGUAAUAACAGGAGCAACACCAGGAGUAACGCCAGGAGAUGCUAGUAGAGAAGAGGAAUUAAUGGCAGGAGGAUCAUUACUUGUACCGGCAAUCGUGUCAGCCGCAGCAGCGCUAUCAGCAAUAUCAGCAGCAGAACAAGCAGCGGCAGCAAGAGCAAGAGCAAGAGCAAGAGCAAGAACAAGAACAAGAGCAAGAGUGAUAACAAGGGAAACACAACCUCAAUCAUUACACGAGCCACUUGAGCCACUUGAGCCACUUGAGCCACACGAGCCACACGAACCGCUUCCUGAUUGGAUGAUCGCUGACCGGUACAAAGUAACUGCAGAUGCCAGGUUGCGUCUCAAGUUGAUGAAUGGAUUGUUCAAUAAAGGCUGGCAUUGGUUCAACUAG
Molecule: messenger RNA, 1284 nt
Organism: Phycomyces blakesleeanus NRRL 1555(-)
Lineage: Eukaryota; Fungi; Mucoromycota; Mucoromycetes; Mucorales; Phycomycetaceae
Exons: 3
Coding region: 1-1284 (427 amino acids)
Molecular function (GO): protein binding
Source: RefSeq, a predicted model, not a curated record